Molecule: messenger RNA, 3252 nt
Organism: Arctia plantaginis
Lineage: Eukaryota; Metazoa; Arthropoda; Insecta; Lepidoptera; Erebidae
Source: the annotation of a GenBank genome assembly
AUGUCUUCGGAAAGGGUGGAAUGGGUGGAGAUUAUCGAGCCGAAGACAAAGGAGCAUAUGUAUGCUAACCUAACCACUGGCGAAUGCGUUUGGGAUCCACCAGAGGGAGUCAAAGUUAAGCGCACAGAUUCAUCACAAUGGUGGGAACUUUUUGAUAUCAACACACAUAGGUUUUACUAUUAUAAUGCUUGUACACAGACUACUGUUUGGCAUAGACCCACUGAUUGUGACAUAAUACCGCUAGCAAAGUUACAAACAUUAAAACAAAAUACAGACCCUCAGAAAAGACGAGAAACAUCUACGCAGACGCAGAUCAACCAACCUGCUCCUCAGGUACCUAUAUUAGACCCGGUUAGCAGUAACGGCAAUAGUACAGUCGCGAGCGUGAGCAAGGUGUCGCCAAGCAACGCAAAAACUGUCACGCUCACGCAAACUAGUCCCGUGCGAACUAGAAGAUCGCAUUACCAUCAUAGAAAUAGCGGUGAAAGUAGGCGAGGCAGAUUAAGCGAAGAUGGAUCGACGCAGUUGUGCCGGCACACAGAUUCAGGCCGGUCUUCGGAUAGCAGCAUCAGUAGCGCCCAGCAGAGAAGGAAACAGGAACUUAGUGCAGCUGUAUGUAAUCCCUCCGUAUGUACCCCACAAUUACGAAAACGAAGUAGUGCAGUGCCUGUCCACGAAACUGAGAAAUGGUCCCCACACUCAGGCCUGAACCGUAGUGGCAGCUUCAUAUCACCUCGAAAAGACGCUUCUGACGACUCUAUGCACGAAAAGUAUUUCAAAUCUGUUGAAAGUACACCUUUGACUAGAAGAAAGUUAAAACAGCAAUCAGCUGGUGGAUCAUCUUGUGAUUCAGCUUCACCUCAAAGCCCGAGUAGUCCACUGCAGAAACCACAACCAACACAAUUCUUGCAGACGUCGGCUGCCCGCCCCUCGCUAGUAUCAUCAAUCUCGUUGGCAACUGACGCGGCUGGUGGCGGUUCUCGAGUGAUGCACAGCUUGGAGAGACCUCAUCAGCUGUCCAGACAUGCUAGGGAAAGGUUCUCUGACAGGCAUUUAGACAAGGAUAGAAUAGCAGAAUUGGAACGCAUGGACAGGUACCCGGAGAAGCAAGCAGUGUAUAGUGUGGACAAACCUUUUCGGCAGACGAGUCUCGAUUUACGUCAUAACGCAGCUACGGCCAACUGGCAUCCAGCUAGAGACUUUACCAGACGUCAACAAGCAGAACCAGAACGGUAUACCUCGAGCAAAACCUCAUUGUCAUCGGGCAGUAGCAGCAAGCAUCGCGCCACACAUGAACCACACCACAACUUCAUGAGGCUAUCCUCUGCUAAUGAACAAGAUAACAUUGCAGCUGUUAAUUACAAACUUAAGUGCGUCAACUUAGAACCUCCUUUAACGGAGCCGAAUGUACAGAAACAUAACCAGCGGUUGAGUGACAGGUCUACUGCGCCCAGAGAUCGUACCAAGUCGAGACGACACAAAAGGCCGGUAGAGCUUGACGACGGUGGUCUAGAUGGCGAGGAAGAAGAGGAUGAAGGUGGCAGCUCCCCUCUGUACUGUAACUGGGACUUGCGAGGCAUGCAACACUUGCUGCCGCUUCAAGACUACAUCAUACAGCAGGCUAAGUUGUCCAGUCGCGGGCGCUACGGCGGCGGGUCGGGGUCGGACGGCGAGUCGGGCUCGUCGCGCUCGCACUCGCGCUCGGGCUCGGAGCGCUCGCUGUCGGGCCACGAACCCGACAACGAGUCUUCCGACGGCGGCGCGCGCACGCCCGACGACGACGACGGCUCCGGCGUCUACCUCCCGCACGCGUACACGCAUGCGCAUCGACCCGUGGACGUCGAAUACAUGAACCACGGAGUCUCCUACUAUAACACUUUCGUGGGUUUCGAUAGAGAAAGACAGCCUUCACCCGGGAUUCAUAGAACGUCGUCCCUGGGCGGCGGCGGGAGUGCGGGGGGUGCGGCGGGCGGCGCGGAGGAGGGCGGCGCGCUCUACAGCCCGGUGCGCUCGCACGCGCCGCGCCCGCCGCUCGAGCAGGACAUCGAGAUAUUCGCCAAGGACAACCUCAAUUUCAAUAAAGGCAUCUUUAGGAGGAAGGCGUCCGUGCGCGACAUGCUGUCGUGGACGUCGUCGUCGAUCAGCGCGCCCAUGGUGGGCGCGGAGUGGGACAAGGCGCACAAGAAGGCGGCCACGGACCUGUUCCGCCUCGUGCAGAUCUACAUGGGCGACCGCAAGGCGCGCCCCGGCAUGACGCUCAACUCCGUCGCGCAGGACAUUCUACACGCCACCUUCUCCAAUGAAAAACUUCGUGACGAGUUGUACGUGCAACUAUGCAGACAGACCACUGAGAACCCCCUCCGGGAUUCGUUACUGCGCGGUUGGGAGCUCCUGGCGGUUUGCCUAGCGUUCGUACCCCCUUCGCCUACAUUUCAACCUGCGCUCACCAACUAUGUAAAUAGACACAGAGACCCUGCCUUUGCCGAUGCGUUUCCUGAGGUUGGUAAAUGGCCUAUCCAUGUUCAAGUUUCACAUUAUGCUGGCGUGGCGUGUAAAAGGUUAGAAAGGAUCGGUUUUGGAGGGAAAAGGCAGCCUAGAAAACCUACGACAGAUGAUAUAGAUCAAGCUAGAAUACAAAUCUUCCGCCAAUCAAUGUUUGGGAAUACACUUUCUGAGGUAAUGACUUUACAAAAGGAACGGUUUCCUAAUCGUCAGCUUCCCUGGGUACAAGUGGCCUUAUCGCAGCAAGUAUUGGCACUCAACGGUAGAGAGACGGAGGGUAUAUUUAGGGUGUCAGCUGAUGUAGACGAGGUCAAUGCUUUGAAAUCGAAGAUUGAUAACUGGGAGCUUCCUGAUGUUUCUACGUUGACUGACGCGCACGCGCCGGCGAGCCUGCUGAAGCUGUGGUACCGCGAGCUGUACGAGCCGCUCAUCCCCGACGCGCUGUACGGCGCGUGCGUGGCGGCCGGCACCGACUUCGCGCACUGCGAGCGCGCGCUGCUGCGCCUGCCGCCCAUCAACAGGCUCGUACUCACUUAUCUCAUAAGUUUCUUACAACAAUUCACGGCACCCGAAGUUGUAAGUCAAACAAAAAUGGACUCUGCAAACCUCGCCAUGGUGUUCGCUCCCAACUGUCUCCGUUGCACGUCACAGGACCCUCGCGUCAUACUCGAGAACGCACGAAAAGAAAUGACCUUCCUUAAAACUCUCAUCACUAACCUCGAUACAUCUCACGUCCAAGAUCUGCUGUGA